AUGGCCCACGAGCCGCUGCAUGGAUCAUGCUCAUGUGGUCGUAAUGAGUACAGCAUUCAGAUACCGGAGGAUGUGACCGAGCAUGCCGAAGUCUACUUUGACACUUCCCGAGACAACCGUCGAUCACAUGGCACACCUAUCACAGCCUGGCUUCGCGUACCUCUUGACUGGUAUCAGUCGAGCACUCGAUCUUUUUUCCCCGACGAGACACAUUCUUCUAUUCGCCGCAUCUUCACACCGCGCCAUGCACCUGACACCCGGCGCAUCUUUUGCGGUUUCUGUGGAACGCCUCUGACAUUUUGGACGGAGGAACCCCACGAGGAAGCCGAGUUUAUGAAUAUCGCAAUUGGAAGCCUAUUCAGCGAGGACCAGCGUGUCCUGGAGGAACUCGACCUUCUCCCGGCAGACUCUGAUGAGGAAGAAUCAGUGGCUGAACCAUCCAGCUCAGCCCUCGAACCGGCAAUGGACACUGUAUCCUCCAUCAUAGUGCCAUCGUUUGGCAACCAGGGCCUCUCACGAAGCUUCCGGCACGGUACAGCUGGCGGAAUUCCCUGGUUUGAGGAAAUGGUUGAGGGCAGCCGCCUCGGCCGGCUGAUGCAAUCUCGGCGCGGCAUGGGUGUUAGCGACGAUCAAUCUACUUCAUUCGAAUGGGAAAUCAGUGAAUGGCACGAUGAUGGAACUGGUGAUAUAGUACAGGAAGAUGACCCGGAUGCUCAUUCUAUUGGGAAGAGAAAGCGGGGCCAGCAGGUGGAGGCCAAGUCGAAGUCGAAACGGACCUGA
This is a messenger RNA of Penicillium atrosanguineum, 780 nucleotides long. RefSeq lists its product as uncharacterized. Lineage: Eukaryota; Fungi; Ascomycota; Eurotiomycetes; Eurotiales; Aspergillaceae. The coding region runs from base 1 to 780 and encodes 259 amino acids. The record is from RefSeq and is a predicted model, not a curated record. The transcript has 2 exons.